Molecule: messenger RNA, 660 nt
Organism: Emericellopsis cladophorae
Lineage: Eukaryota; Fungi; Ascomycota; Sordariomycetes; Hypocreales; Bionectriaceae
Exons: 2
Coding region: 1-660 (219 amino acids)
Source: RefSeq, a predicted model, not a curated record
AUGGGCAAAUAUGUCGGUCGUAUCCUGGCUAGUGCACAAGACGGACUCAAGGCAGACUGCCUAGACUGGCAGGGAAUCGCGUCGCCUAAGCAAUCUGCUCCACCUCGCGGAAGGCCCUACUACGUGGACGUAGUCCCAUCACUAUUCGAGCACAUCCUCCGCUACCUUAGGACGAGCCUGUACCCAAUUUCGCACGACGCACAAACCGGCCACGACGAAGUCUUCUACCACCACUUGCUCAACCAAGCCCACUUCUACCAGAUUGACAAGCUGGAGACCUGGCUCAGGGGAAAAGAGUAUCACAACGCAGUCCGUCAGGCACCCUGCCACAUCUCCCUCACCCUAUACGGCCGGGACCAAAUCGAGCAUCUCCACGAGUUUGUGCCCGGCCGCAAUGGCAGCGUCAACAUUGUCAGCGGUGAGCACUCGCAAAAGGAAUGCCAUCUCCGCCCCAACAAAGAGUGGCGCCACGACGGCAGGAAGACGGACUGCCUGAACUCGGGCUGUUUGACGGUGAAACAGUCCAGAUUCUCACACUCCAAGAUGAUGGAAGUGGUCAAGGUGGAGUGCAUCGUGACGAGAGUCGUGCUGGACGAGAAGCGACUGAUGCGCAGCCAGCAGAAUGAGGUCCUGCCGCCGCCGUAUCACGAGACCUCGUGA